Molecule: messenger RNA, 1620 nt
Organism: Chlorocebus sabaeus (green monkey)
Lineage: Eukaryota; Metazoa; Chordata; Mammalia; Primates; Cercopithecidae
Gene: NABP2
Product: nucleic acid binding protein 2
Biological process (GO): double-strand break repair via homologous recombination; mitotic G2/M transition checkpoint; response to ionizing radiation
Cellular component (GO): SOSS complex
Molecular function (GO): DNA binding
Source: RefSeq, a predicted model, not a curated record
UGGCCAGGCCGCCACUCUAGACCGGAAGUCUAGUCUAGAGUCUAUAUAGGCCUAGCCAGGAUAUAGUCCUUUGGGAGGGAGAACUCUGUGUUCUUCCCGGCAAGAACGUGUGGGCCUGGCCGGCCACGCUUCGCUUUGGAGGGGUGCAGGUGACUUGUGUCUUAGAGCUGACGCAGAUUGGUGCGAGAUCAUUGCGGAGAGGCAGACCUGCAGCGUGACCUGCUGCGGGUCCGGCCCCUCUCCCUUUUCCAGAGACCUGGUCCCGAAAGGAAUUAAAGUUUCAGGCCUCCUUUCUGCCGUCCUCUAGAGGGACUCUGCGAUCAAGUAAGUGGGGUGCCGAGGCUCGGGCAGCAUGACGACGGAGACCUUUGUGAAGGAUAUCAAGCCUGGGCUCAAGAAUCUGAACCUCAUCUUCAUUGUGCUGGAGACAGGCCGAGUGACCAAGACAAAGGACGGGCAUGAGGUUCGGACCUGCAAAGUGGCGGACAAAACAGGCAGCAUCAAUAUCUCUGUCUGGGACGAUGUCGGCAAUCUGAUCCAGCCUGGGGACAUUAUCCGGCUCACCAAAGGGUACGCUUCAGUUUUCAAAGGUUGUCUGACACUAUAUACUGGCCGUGGGGGUGAUCUGCAGAAGAUUGGAGAAUUCUGUAUGGUUUAUUCUGAGGUUCCUAACUUCAGUGAGCCAAAUCCAGAGUACAGCACCCAGCAGACACCCAACAAGGCGGUGCAGAACGACAGCAACCCUUCAGCUUCCCAGCCUACCACUGGACCCUCUGCUGCUUCUCCAGCCUCUGAGAGCCAGAAUGGGAAUGGACUGAGUGCCCCAACAGGUCCUGGUGGUGGCCCACAUCCCCCUCAUACUCCCUCCCACCCGCCCAGCACCCGAAUCACUCGAAGCCAGCCCAACCACACACCUGCAGGCCCACCUGGCCCUUCCAGCAACCCUGUUAGUAACGGCAAAGAAACCCGGAGGAGCAGCAAAAGAUAGCAUGACAUUCUUUCUUCCUGCCACCAACCACAUCCCAAGUGUCUCCUGGAGAGCAAGAUAGCCUUCCACUGGCUGGCUGGUGUAGCAGUGUUUUAGCCACUGAACUUCAGUGGAGGGGUGGUGAGCAGUGUUCUUAUCCACCCUAAUCUCAUACUCCCUCAUUGUCCAGCUGAACUAGCUGUCCCCUGGGAGUCAGGACCCUCUGCCUGCUCUCUUUCCUCUUUAGAAAUGGCAGUUACUGGCUGGGCGUGGUGGCUCACGCCUGUAAUCCCAGCACUUUGGGAGGCCGAGGUGGGCGGAUCACCUGAGGUCGGGAGUUCGAGACCAGCCUGACCAACAUGGAGAAACCCCAUCUCUAGUAAAAGUACAAAAUUAGCCAGGCAUGGUGGUGUAUGCCUGUAAUCCCAGCUACUCGGGAGGCUGAGGCAGGAGACUCGCUUGAACCCGGGAGGUGGAGGUUGUGGUGAGCCGAAAUUGCACCAUUGCACUCCAGCCUGGGCAACAAGAGAGAAAUUCCCAUCUCAAAAAAAAAAGAAAAGAAAGAAAGAAAUGGCAGUUACCAUCUGUUUCUUCUGUGUGAGACAUGGGAGUCUAACUGAAAUCUCUCCUUCUUAAUAAAUGUUACCACUCUA